GGGGAGGGGGAGGGGGAGGGGGGCUCGUCCUCCGUGGGAUCCAUUGCCAUCUGGAAGGCCGAUGGUCAAUUGAGGCGGAAUGGUAAACAAACCUGAUCUCCCUCUUGCAUCGGGGGACUUCUCUAUGGCAACUGGAAUAAAUAUUAUCUUCGUAGCUUCUUUAGUGAGUAUGGCAAUGGGGAUUUUGUUUGAAUCACCGCCACUCUUUUUCGCCCUCACCAUAAGUAUGUUUCUCGGUACUGCUUACUCAGUUGAACACCCCUUGCUAAGAUGGAAGAGACACCCAGUUUUAGCAGCAAGUGCCAUCAUGAUAGUGAGGGCACUUGUUGUUCAGCUUGCUUUCUUUAUACACAUGCAGAAAUAUGUGCUUGGCAGACCAAUAGCAGUGAAAAAACCAUUGGUAUUUGCAACAGCUUUCAUGUGCUUCUUCUCUGUUGUCAUUGCACUGUUCAAGGACAUUCCUGAUGUGGAUGGCGACAAGGAUUUUGGCAUCCAGUCUCUCAGCGUCAAACUAGGGCGAGAAAAUGUUUUCUGGCUUUGUGUUAAAAUGUUGUUAAUGGCAUACACAUCUGCUGUGUUGGUAGGAGCUCUAUCGUCAUCUUUGCCGAGCAGAUUCAUCACGAUAUUUGGCCACGCGAUGCUUGCUUGGUCGCUGAUGUACCGAGUUCCAUCAGUUGACCUCACCAGCAAAGCAUCAAUAACUUCAUUUUACAUCUAUUCUAUGCCGAAUAUUUCCUUAUUCCAUUUGUUCGCUGAGAAGAAUUGAAAACUCAAAGCGCUUUUAACAGAUACUAAUUGGCAGCAUGUCGUGAACUUCUCUCUGUUUUCAGUUGAACAUUUGUUUUUGUAUUCUGCUAUCUAAAUGGAUUUGCAUCACUAAAUGUCUAGGGUUUCUUCUCCGCCCAACAACUUAGCAGCAGCAGCAGCAGCCGCCGCAGCAGAGACACGAAGAUGCCGUCGCACAAGACAUUCAGGAUAAAGAAGAAGCUCGCGAAGAAGAUGAGGCAGAACAGGCCCAUCCCUCACUGG
Rubroshorea leprosula is the source of this 1029-nucleotide messenger RNA. Lineage: Eukaryota; Viridiplantae; Streptophyta; Magnoliopsida; Malvales; Dipterocarpaceae. The record is from the annotation of a GenBank genome assembly.